AUGAAAUGCUCCCCAUUCCCAUGCAACAGCAACUAUUACUAUGAUGCCCUUUCCAAUAUAACCCCAUCUGAUGAUGAACAAUUUGAAGAGCUAAUCAACAAAAGAAGCAGGCAAAAAAAUUUACACUACAAGUUAGAAAAAACGAUCAAUCAAAUAAUACACGACACGAAAAAAAACUGUGAUGUUAACUCAGAUUUUGAACAAGUCGAGAAACUUCCAAACAAAAAUUGCGAAUCUGUUUAUUCGGAUGAUUGUCUAGACGACAUAGACAUCAUUUUGAAAAAACAAAAAACUAAAAAUAUGUUUUCAAAGUUAAAUAAAAAUGACUCCCCUGGCCACAUCACACUUCCCUCAAAAAACACCAAACAGAGAAUUUACUCAUUACGUGAAUAUAGCCAAGAGGCAAAAGACGUAGGCGGCACAAUUAAUGGCAACAAUGACAGCCCAAAAGUUGAGAUCCCAAAUGAGGAAAUAAUUGAAAACUUUAAAAAUGUUCUUUGCAACGGUUUAAAUAAAUACAUUAAGGAUAUGUUGGAAGAGGCAAAACAAGGUUCUCCUACUCAAGCCGCAUACAAAGCUAACGACUAUGCAAAUCUGAACAGCUCGUACUACAAAACAGCUGAUACUAAGAGUGACGUUUUUAAUGAGGAAAGUACCAACCGGUGUGAAGUUCCCCGUGAAUAUAAUCCCAACAUGAAUGGAGAACACUCACUCAAAUAUUCCAAUUUCGAACUGCUGAAUCGAAAAAAUGAAAAUACACAUGAAAGCAAAACACACGACACUGAACAAACAUUUGAGGUUAACACACGUGGGAGUAAUAAGCAGUCGAGAGCCCCCAGUCCUGGGACGCGCAACAAAAAUGAAUAUGCUACCCCAACUGCAGUUGCCAAGAAAAACACCAAGCUGCGGAAAAAAAACUACAGACGUAAAUGGACAAAUUUGAACAGAUCCAAAUAUACGAAAAAUGUUUAUCUUUCGAAAAGAAAAAAAUGGACAAACGAAAAUGCCCUCUCCUUAAAUGAAAAGAAAACGGUUCGCUGGAAGGAUACUAUCGAAAUGUACGAUAAACGAAUAAACGUUCCCAGGGAAUACCUAGAACGGCACUCCAUCAAGUCCGUAGAACGGAAUAGCAACACAAAUGCCAAACUGCCCGCACUGAAGCAGCACCCCAUGUAUAAUGCAUCGCGAAUGAACUGCACGUCCGGCUCAAGUGAAGAUUUUGCCUUCAGCCAUUUUCAGAAAAACGCCAACAAUGACAAUUUAGUAGGAAAGUUCCGUUUUUAA
Molecule: messenger RNA, 1284 nt
Organism: Plasmodium cynomolgi strain B
Lineage: Eukaryota; Apicomplexa; Aconoidasida; Haemosporida; Plasmodiidae
Exons: 2
Coding region: 1-1284 (427 amino acids)
Source: RefSeq, a predicted model, not a curated record